Molecule: messenger RNA, 855 nt
Organism: Acanthoscelides obtectus
Lineage: Eukaryota; Metazoa; Arthropoda; Insecta; Coleoptera; Chrysomelidae
Source: the annotation of a GenBank genome assembly
CGAAAGGCUUGGACGUACAACCUCGGCAUACACGAUUGUGUCACUGGCAAAGGUAGCAUGUUUUUGUGGGCAGAAACUACUGCAAAAAGGGGAAGUGAAGAGAUUGCAAGCAUCCUGCUGAAAUACUUACAAGGUAUAUCUUCCACUAAAGAGCACUUGGUAGUUUUCACUGAUAACUGUGGAGGCCAGAACAAAAACUGGGUAAUCAUGUCUUUGUGGUUGUAACUUGUUCGCGAAGGAGUCUUCAAGUCCAUAGAGCACCGUUUCCUUAUUCCUGGCCACACUCACUUGCCUUCAGAUAGAGACUUUGCCAUCAUUGAGAAGCAUAAGAGGUACAUCAAGCAGGUAUACUGUCCAGAAGACUGGGUGGAUAUCGUUAAGAAAUCCAACAGAAAAAGCCCAUUUGACACAGUCUUAUUGGAACAACAUGACUUUUAUGCAUUUGAUUCCAUCUCUAUUACGAAAAAACAAUCUACCGUAGAUAAGGAGGCCGUCAAAUUUAAUGAAGUGCGCUGUUUCAAGUUUGACAGUGAACAUCCCAAUUCUAUGUUCAUAAAACAUACCCUUAACGGAGAAUUUCUUGAGGUAAAUGUGGGUAAAAGAGGAUCUCGGCUGGGAAGUCAACGAACCCUGACAGAUUUGAGAAGAAAAUACAAUGGACCUCUAGCACUGAAUGACAAGAAGAUCAAAGAUCUGAAAAAGCUUCUAAAAUAUAUCCCGCCGAUUAGUCAGCAGUUUUUUGUUGAUAUUGUAGGAACUACAAUUGAAGCAGAGCCAGGCAGUGAACAGCCGAAGGAAGGAGAAGAAGAGGCUGAAGAUAUAGAUGGCGAUGAUGAAGAAGUGAAUUUGGACUAA